UGUUGUAUAAGGGAUAGUGAUGCAAAAAUGAUCGAAGAUGUUGCCACUGAGGUUGCAAACAAGUUGUUUAACUCCACGCCGUCAAGAGAUUUCGACGAAUUCAUUGGGAUGGAAGCUCAUAUGAACAAGAUUUCACGGGUUUUACGCACAGAUUUGGAUGAAGUGAGGAUGAUAGGGAUUUGGGGUCCGGCUGGGAUUGGCAAGACCACCAUUGCUAGGUGUCUUUUCAAUCGACUAUCCCGUACUUUUCAAUACAGUGUCUUUCUGAUGAAUGUCAAAGCAAUGUGUACGCCACCGGUUUGUUCAGACGACUACAACGUGAAGUUGCACUUGCAGCAAAAGCUUUUGUCUCAACUAAUCAACGAGAAAGAGGAGGAUUUGAAGAUUUCUCACUUGGGAGUUGCACGAGAAAGACUGAAUGACAAGAAAGUUCUUGUUGUUCUUGAUAACAUUGAUCGGUUAGUACAGCUAGAAGCCAUGGCCAAAGAAACUCGGUGGUUUGGUAAUGGAAGUCGAAUUAUCAUUACAACGCAAGAUCGAAAGAUUCUUAAGGCACAUGGGAUCACCCAUAUUUACAAGGUUGAUUUCCCAUCAACUUGUGAGGCUAUUCAAAUGUUUUGUAUGUAUGCGUUUGGUCAAAAGUCCCCUGAAUAUGGUUUUGAGAAGCUAGUAUUGGAAGUUACAAGACUCGCCGGUAGACUUCCUUUGGGACUAAGGGUUAUGGGGUCAUAUUUUCGUGGAAUGCCAAAGGAGGAGUGGGAAAAUGCACUACCAGAGCUAAGGAUGUGCCUUGAUGGAGAAAUUGAGAGCAUUUUGAUGUUCGGUUAUAACGCAUUAUCUCAUGUAAAUAAAGAUUUGUUUCUUCAUAUAGCCUGCUUUUUCAACCUAGGAGAGAUAGAGAAAGUGGUAGAGCAUCUUUCAAAGAGAUUUUCUGAUGUGAGGCAACGGCUUAACGUCUUAGCUGAGAAGUCUCUCAUAUCUUUGGAAAGUGAACGUGUGAGUAUGCAUGAUCUGCUAGUCCAGCUGGGUAGAGAUAUUGUCCGCAAACAGUCCACAGAACCUGGACAACGCCAGUUUUUGGUCGAUAACAGAGAAAUUUGUGAAGUACUUGCUGAUGAUGCAGCGGGUAGUAGAAGUGUUAUUGGCAUAAACUUCUAUGGAGACAAAAUAAAUGUGAGUGAGAGAGCCUUUGAAGGGAUGUCUAAUCUCCAGUUCUUAAGAUUCAGAGUGAUGCGUGAUGGUGGAGGAGAUACAUUUAUGCUAUUUGGUGGACAAAGCUGUAUAUCUCGUAAACUUAGAUUACUAGAAUGGAGAUAUUUUCCGAUGACAUGUUUGGAUUGUAUUCCCAACCCAGAGCUCCUCGUGGAACUAUUCAUGUCUGGCAGCAAACUUGAGAAGCUGUGGGAAGGAACUAAACCGCUUAGCAAUCUCAAGUGGGUGGAUUUGAGUGAUUCAAAAAACUUGAAGGAUGUUUCUAGUCUCUCAACUGCCACUAGUCUACAGGAAUUAGAUCUCACAGGAUGUUCAAGUUUAGUGGAGCUUCCAUCUUCUAUUGGGAACGCCAUUCAUCUCAAGAAGUUGCAUCUCGGUGAAUGUUCAAGUUUGGUAGAGCUCCCUUCUUCUAUUGGGAAUGCCAUUCAUCUCGAAAAGUUGGAUCUCACUGGAUGUUCAAGUUUGGUAGAGCUCCCUUCCUCUAUUGGGAAUGCAACUGAUCUCGAGUUUCUGUCUCUUCGUGGUUGUUCAAGUUUGGUGGAACUCCCCUCAUGUUUUGGUAAUAUAAGAAACCUGGAGGAAUUGGAUUUAAGUGACUGCUCAAGUUUAGUGAGAGUCCCUUCCUCUAUCGGAAACGCCACUAGUCUUCAGCGUUUGAAGUUUAGCAGAUGCUCAAGUCUUUUGGAACUUCCUGCUUCUAUUGGAAACCUCCAUAAACUAUACUCUUUGAUUUUGAAAGAAUGUUGCAAGCUGGAGGUUCUUCCUGUCAACAUCACUGAUUGCUCCUUGAUGAAAAGUUCUCCUGAGAUCUCAAUAAACAUCAAAUCUAUGUAUCUCAGUGGAACUGCAAUUAAACAAGUGCCUUCAUCUAUCAGGCUGUGGCCUCGUCUAGAUGAAUUGUCUUGUAUAUAUGACGUGCAUCUGUCAUACUACGAGAACUUCAAGGAGUUCCCUCACGUUCUUGACAUCCUGACAGGUCUGGUCAUGAGCAACACAGAAAUACAAGAGAGUUCUUCUUGGAUCAAGAGAAUCUCUCGUCUUCGUCAACUUGUAGUCAAGGGAUGCAAGGAGCUUUCGUCACUCCCACAGCUUCCAAGUUCAUUAUCAGAGCUAGACGAAGAAGAUUGUGAGUCUCUGGAGAGACUAGAUUUCUCCUUUUUUAAUCAAAAGAUUGCUCUCAACUUCGCCAACUGCUUCAAACUGAAUAAAGAAGCGAGAGAUGUCAUCAUCCAGACAUCGACUAAUUAUGUAACGAUGUUACCAGGUAAAGAAAUUCCUAACUACUUCAACUAUCAAGCUAGUGGAGGUUCCGUAGUAAUGAAGUUGAACGAGAGGCCUUCUCGUUCACCAAUGAUAUGUAAGGCUUGCAUAUUACUGGUUAGUAAAGAUGAGGUUGAAGCUGCUAAAGGUCAAAGGGUGUAUGUACAUCAUCGGAUCAAACAGAAUAGCCUCGAUGUCCCCUGCAAUCGAAGUGAACUCGUUCUGUUUCUUCCUUUAACGGAACAUCUGUACAUUUUUGAAUUCGAAGCAGACGUGACUUCAGACGAGCUUUGCUUUGAGUUUGAGGUGGAACGUAACGAGUUUUUGGUCGACUGUGACAAAUGGAUGAUAAAAGAAUGUGGAGUGCAUUACCUUAAUACCAGUUGAUGGGUUGAGAUAUGUAAUGUUGUGUUUUUUUUGUGUAUCAAUCAUCCUGUUUUGGUGGGUUAUGAGCAGUUACUUUUAGUUUCCUGAUGAUUAGGAUAUGGUUUAGAAUCAUUGACAAUGACCAUUCUGGUUAAGGUGUUAGGAUAAACGAAUCUAUCUUAUACUCAAAUGAUUCUAUAUGUUUAAUGUAUCUCUUAGUUGUGUAUUAUAUCCUGUUUUAAGAUAUGGUUUAGAAACA
Messenger RNA from Raphanus sativus (radish), 3097 nucleotides. Its product is annotated as disease resistance protein TAO1-like. Bases 28 to 2859 code for a protein of 943 amino acids. The record is from RefSeq and is a predicted model, not a curated record. The transcript is spliced from 3 exons. Gene Ontology annotation, molecular function: protein binding; ADP binding; ATP hydrolysis activity. Gene Ontology annotation, biological process: defense response. NCBI's taxonomy places the organism in Eukaryota, Viridiplantae, Streptophyta, Magnoliopsida, Brassicales, Brassicaceae.